Zootoca vivipara (common lizard) is the source of this 540-nucleotide messenger RNA. The record is from RefSeq and is a predicted model, not a curated record. Lineage: Eukaryota; Metazoa; Chordata; Lepidosauria; Squamata; Lacertidae.
AUGGUCUUCCUGUUUCUCACCUACCACCUCUGUGAGGCACGUGAUCGAAGCUAUUAUUCAGUCCUCACGGUGCCCAAUGGCGGGAAGUGGGGAGAAUGGGGGAAAAUUGAAUUCUGUCCUUCAGGAUAUGCAUACGGAUUCUCAUUGAAGGUACAGGAAAAACAAGGUAAGAAUAAAGACGAUACUUCCCUCAAUGGCAUCCGUCUCCAUUGCAAUAAAGGUGCAGCUGUAGAAUCUACCGUUGGACCGUUGGGAGAGUGGACAAAGAUUCAGGAAUGCCGCAGGGGUCUCCUGAUCUCCUUUGAUCUAAGAGUGGAAGGCCCACAAUUGAUACUUGAUGAUACAGCAGCCAACAACAUCCAGUUCGGCUGUACAGAUGGGACUAGACUGGAGGGCAAGUCCACCAACUUUGGUACUUACGGCCCAUGGAGCAAGCGCUGCACCACUGGUGCCAUCUGCGGGAUCCAAACAAAGGUGGAGGCUUCAGCUCUAGUUGAUAGCACAGCACUUAAUGAUGUCAAGUUCUUCUGCUGCGACUGA